GUGAUUCUAAUAUUUUAUUGAAAAAACACAAUUUUUGUCUCGAAAAAAACCAAGUCAUAAAGUUUUUAUAAUUAUGGAUGAAACAAAAGAUGAAGCAUCAACACCGAAAAAUUCUUCAGAAGAAAAUGAUAAUAAUCCAAUAAUUGAUCCACAAAUAUCAGCAUCAUCAUCAUCUAAUUUGAAUCCCAUUUUACCAGAAAUUUAUGUUCCACAUACAUCGCGUGAAUUGACUCCUGAAGAGUUACGACGCAAACGACUUUCAAGAUUGGCUGGUGCUGGAGCAUACCACAAUAAUAAUAACGAUAAUAACAAUAACCUUACCGGCCAACAACGACAUCAAGUUCAAUCAUCUAUAAGUGUAGAAGCAUCAACCAUAACAACAGCAUCUGGCAAUUUGCCGCAGCUUGCCGAAUCAAGUCUUCUUCCGAAGCAACAGCCAAUGAAUUGCAAUUCAUCAACAACUACAGCAAAUAAUAAGAAAAGAAAUGACACCCUCCAUCACCUACAUCAUCAACAGGGAGUGAAUAACCCGACUAAGAAUAACAAUCAACAAGGAAACGAAUCACAUAAGUUUAAUGUAAAUUUGGAUUUCGUUUCAGAUAAAAGAUCUGCAUAUGAACCACCAUCAGCAAUGGAUGUUGAUUGUACUCAUCCACAAGAAAAUAAUGAUAAAAUGAAUCCAACCAUUGGCUGUUCAGACACUCGUAUCGAAAAGAUGGAUGUGGAUAAUAUCGAAGAACGUCGUGAAAAUCUCAAACGACAAAGAGAUAAUUCAUUUGAAUCUAAAUCUGAAAAUGUUCUCGAUUCUUUUGAAGAAUCAAAUUCAUUAUCAUUGACUAUUUUCAAUAUAAUUUCCAAAACAUUUAAUGUUGAAAUUUCUACUACAAAUGAAAAUAAUUGCAAUGAUCAAUUGAUUCAUUCUCCGGUUACCAUAAAUCUUCAAGAGUUGAAAACAAAAAUCAAACCUACCGAUGAUUAUAAAAAUAUUAUUCAAUUUAUUCUCAUGGAAAUUGUGACGAAUCUUAUCAAUCACUCUGUGAAUUUUGAUGAAAGUCUCGCCUAUUUCAAUAAAUUUAAGCCCGAAAAUUUUGUAUCGAUUAUUCAAUCAACAUUCAAAAUAAAAAAGAGCAAUGAAUUCGAAGCUGUCAAUUUCAUGUCAUAUCGAAACAAAUAUAUCUUGGCUCUAUCAUAUGUACUUGAUUCAUUUAAUCGUGCAAACAAAGAAGAAAAAUUAACAUUAGACAAAUAUGAAACACCAAUCAUUCGUGAUUUAUUGGCAUCAAUCAAAAAUCAUUGCAUAGAUUUUGUUGCGUUGAUUAUGAAUCAAUCGGAAUCGGAUUCAUAUCUUAUCAAUUAUUUUUUACAGUUAUUGUAUGCAGAAAAAUUACAUCCAGAUUUUAUCAAUAGUUUUAUUGUAAACACUUACAAUCAUUAUUCGUCGACAUUGUUUGCAGCAAUUUUUAAACCAAUUCUUCGAAAACUUUGGCUAGACAUGAAUUCAUAUUGUUCAUUCAUCUAUGAUAAUCAUAAAUUACCAUUACAAAUACUUAACCAGAUUUGUAAUGUUUCGGUUGGAAAAUCGAAUUAUCCGAUUGGUGAAUUGCUAACUCAAAUGACAAAUUGGUUACCGGCCGACGUUUCAGAUUCGAAAGGUCGUGAAUUUUCUAAAUUUGCUUUCAUGUCACCAUUCCUUCGAUUGUCAGUGUUUGCUGAGGAUGAUCCCAAAAUCGUCGAAAAAUACUAUCCAAGCAAACAUGGCCAUGACGUAGUCAAACAAACAACAAUUGAUUUGCAGAAUACUUUGGAUUAUAUUCGUCGUGAUCUAUUAUAUCCAAUCUUUCAUUCAUUAUUGUUGAAUCAGAAAAGUCGAGCAAGGACUGUAGAAUUUUUCUCCGAAGCAUUACUGCGAAAUAGCACUCGAGCACGUUUGCAUUCUGAUGAAAAAUCGGUUGCAUCGGAUGGUUUUUUUACCAAUCUCACUAGCGUUUUACAAUUACUUUCAGUUAAAAUUAAACGUGAAAAAAUUGAUCCAUUAUUUCCGUUUAAUCCAAACUACUCGUUAGCCGUGAAAAAAGAUGAUUCACGAAUCAAAUUUACACAAUCCGAAGCAGAAAAUUGGCUCGAAAAGGAGAUCGCUAAACCAAAUUUCAUUUGGAAUGAAGUAACAUUUUCAACACAAUGCUUUUUUCAAACUUUGCAUGCACAUCAUCUCAGCGUUAUACCAUGUAUUCGAAAACAUAUGCGACGUUUGAGAACCAUUCGAGAAUUGAAUCGUUUUAUCGAAGCUCAUCAGUCGGACCAAUCUAAUCGCUUGCGUCGUUAUAAAGAGCAGAUGUUGCGAUAUCAUAAAUCAAAACUUUGUGCCGAAGCUGGCUUAUUGGAUGAACGAUUUCUUGGUCGCUGCAUGAUAUUUUACAAUCAAUUUAUUCAUUUCUUAUUGAAAUUAAUCGAUUGUGAUAAUGAAUAUGAUCUGAAUUUACCAUUGCCUCAAAUUGUACCUUCAAUCUUUGCCAGCUAUCCUGAUUGGUAUCUAGAAGAUUUGGCUGAUUUUCUUAUCUUUAUAAUUCAACAUUGUUCUACUAUAUUGGAACCACCGAAUCCAUAUUAUGAUUCGGCCAAUUUCGAAUGCCUAAUUCUAUUUAUUAUAGUUGUAAUCUGUUCGCCACAUUAUAUAAACAAUCCAUAUUUGACAGCCAAGUUUAUUGAAAUUGUUUUUCUAUCCAGUCCGAUCGUCAAUACACAUUCAUCCACGUUUCACGCGAAAAUUAUGCACCAUCCAUUAGCCGAUAAAUAUCUAGUUCGUGCCCUAAUGAAGUUCUAUACGGAUGUUGAAAUCACUGGAACAUCGAAUGAAUUUUAUGAUAAAUUUACCAUUCGUUAUCAUAUUAGUAUUAUAUUCAAAUCAUUUUGGGCAAAUCAAAAACAACAAUUAGCCAUUAUUCAUGAAGCUGAUAACGGGAAAAAUUUUGUCAAAUUCAUCAACAUGUUGAUGAAUGACACAACUUUCUUAUUGGACGAAGCAUUAGUUUCCUUGAAACGCAUUCAUGAAGUCAAAGAAGAUAUGAAAAAUUCCGAAACUUGGAAUCGACAAACACGUGAGCAGCGAGAAACUCGUGAACGACAAUUGGCAUUCGAUGAGCGACAAUGUCGUUCAUUUUUGAUUUUGGCUGUCGAAAAUGUUGACAUGUUGCACUAUCUGACAAAAACGGUACAAAAACCUUUUGAAGCUGUGGAACUCAUUGAUAGAUUAGCUGCAAUGCUCAACUUCAAUCUACAUCAACUUUGUGGUAAAAAAUGCAAAAGUCUCAAAGUUCCAAACCCUGAAAAAUAUGGCUGGGAUCCAAAAUAUUUACUCGAUAAGAUUACAGACAUUUAUUUACAUUUAAAAUCGAAAAAAUUUUAUCAAGCCAUUGCCAAUGAUGAACGAUCAUAUAGUCAUGAAUUAUUCAAAGAUGCUGCAUCAAAAAUGGAACGUAUCCAUAUCAAAUCACAGCAUAAAAUCGAAUCAUUUUUAUUGAUCAUAUCAGAAGUGGAAAAAAUUCUUGAGGUUAAAAAACAAAUGGAAAUUGAUUUUAGCGAUGCGCCUGAAAAUUAUAAAGAUCCAUUGAUGGAUACCAUUAUGGACGAUCCAGUCAUAUUACCCAGUGGAAACAUUAUGGACCGAUCUGUGAUAAUUCGUCACUUGUUGAACGCUUCUACUGAUCCAUUCAAUCGACAACCAUUAACCGAAGAUAUGCUUGUACCAGAUGAUAAGCUUCGUCAGGAAAUCAAAGAAUGGAAACAGCAACAGAUUCGCAAUGCAAAAGAAAAGAAAAAAACUGAACUUGACCCCGAUGAAACCGAAGAACAAUGAAUAAAUAAAUUAUACAUUGUAUAUAAAUCGUAAAAUCGAAACACACUAGCUCAUGAUUUUAUUUAAAUUUAUUUUCCGAAUUCUUUUUCUUAUAAACACGGAAUAAACU
Molecule: messenger RNA, 3962 nt
Organism: Dermatophagoides pteronyssinus (European house dust mite)
Lineage: Eukaryota; Metazoa; Arthropoda; Arachnida; Sarcoptiformes; Pyroglyphidae
Gene: Ube4B
Product: Ubiquitination factor E4B
Biological process (GO): protein polyubiquitination; ERAD pathway; ubiquitin-dependent protein catabolic process
Cellular component (GO): nucleus; cytoplasm; ubiquitin ligase complex
Molecular function (GO): ubiquitin-ubiquitin ligase activity
Source: RefSeq, a predicted model, not a curated record